AUGGCUGGUCCGGCCUAUCAUCAACGCGGGCAGCCGUUCUCAACACGACUAGCAAGGAAGAUGACGAUAUCCUUCGCCUGGGCUCCUAAAGGAGGGGGAGAAAAGUACCGUUUCAUGGGUGGUGAUAAUGGUGGCGGUGGUGAUCCUGCUGCUGCUGCUGCUGGUGGCGGUCAUCCAAGACGACAGAGCGGAAUAGAACAUUUCCACCAUCGCAUGCAGCACGAUCAGCAUAACAGGAAAAGAGCCCAUGACAUGCAGCAUUUGCGGGAGACUUCUAUACGUUUCUUGACGGGCAAGCAGAACAUGUCUCUUUGA
Aspergillus niger is the source of this 315-nucleotide messenger RNA. RefSeq lists its product as hypothetical. Bases 1 to 315 code for a protein of 104 amino acids. The record is from RefSeq and is a predicted model, not a curated record. The transcript is spliced from 2 exons. NCBI's taxonomy places the organism in Eukaryota, Fungi, Ascomycota, Eurotiomycetes, Eurotiales, Aspergillaceae.